Salarias fasciatus (jewelled blenny) is the source of this 3187-nucleotide messenger RNA. RefSeq names its product protein POF1B-like. Bases 1 to 1263 code for a protein of 420 amino acids. Gene Ontology annotation, molecular function: actin filament binding. The record is from RefSeq and is a predicted model, not a curated record. The transcript has 13 exons. Gene Ontology annotation, biological process: epithelial cell morphogenesis; bicellular tight junction assembly; actin filament organization. Gene Ontology annotation, cellular component: adherens junction; bicellular tight junction; actin filament. Lineage: Eukaryota; Metazoa; Chordata; Actinopteri; Blenniiformes; Blenniidae.
AUGUACCGAUCCACGGCGAGGCCGGCAGACACAUCUGGAAGGGCUGCGACCUUUGAUCUCUGUGCGAUAGCAGAGGAGGAAGAGGAGGAGGAGGAGGAGGAGGUGGUGGAGGUGGAGGAGGUGGAGAUCGUCAACGUGGUCCAGCAGAAGCCCCCGCCGGCCAUCGAGAAGAUCUCCCGGACGGAGGUGAAGACCACGCUGCGGGAGAUCCCCGAGCCCACCAAGCUGGACACGCGCUACUUCGGAGAGCUGCUGGCCGACGUCUACAGGAAGAACUGCGACAUCCACUCCUGCAUCUCCGAGCACGUGUCCAAGAUCCGGGGACAGAAGCACCUACUGGAUCCCAGCAUCGACUACAAGGUGGAGAAAGAGGAGGUGGAGGCUCUGCUCCCCAAAGGAGCCACGGAGCUGACCAGACAGCAGAUCCGCUACCUGCUGCAGACUCGUCUCACUGCGGACAAGAGCAUGCGCCUGCUGCUGUCCACCUUCAGCAGCCUGAGGGAGGAGCUGCUCCACAUGUCGGAGGACCUGAGGCGUCUGGAGAGCGAGAAGGAGGCUCUGGAGAGAGAUCUGAGCUUCAAGGCCGACCAGGCCAAACAGUACGACUGCCUCCUGGAGGCCGUGAGGGAGAACAACAGGCAGCUGCAGCUGUCCCUGAAGGAGACGAGCGCCGCCCAGCGCUCUCUGGAGUCUCAGCUCAGCAGCAGCAGGAGCAACGACUCGGGCCGGGAGUUCAAGAUCAAGGAGCUGGAGGGCCGCAUGCGAGCGCUGGAGAAGGAGAACGAGAUGCUGCGGCAGAAGCUGUCCGGGCAGAUGAGCAACUCCACCCUCCACAUCAAGACGGAGGAGCUGUCCCGGCAGUACCAGGACCAGCUGGCCGCCAUGAGGCAGGAGAAGGACCAGGAGAUCCAGCGGCUGAGGACCCAGAUCACCAAGAUCACCACGGAGAUCACCACGGACCGCUCGUCCUCCGAGAAGAGCCUCCAGCUGAAGAUCUCCGAGCUGCUCGCCCUGCUGGAGCAGCGGCAGACCACCAUCAGCCGGCAGGAGGAGGAGAUCAGGCGGCUGAUGCAGGAGAAGAGCAGCGACAGCUCCAAGAGCGUCACCAAGACAGUCAUCACCAAGAGGUACAGGAACCAGUACCCCAUCCUGGGUCUGCUCAGCGACGACUACCAGUUCACCUCGCCCAUCAAGGAGGACAAGACCAUCGUCAUCGAGAGGACCGGAGAGAUGAUCAAGCAGGAAAUCAUUCUAACUCCUUAAAGACGCACAAUGCUUCUCUCCGACAGGAAUGACCCUCCAGCAAGCGGAGCCAACGCCCCCUCCCUUCCCCCUGCAUGCUCCUCCCCCUCCCCCCAGGGCUCUCCAGGGUUGGUGGUGGGUAAAUUGCCCCCUCUCCCCCCUUUCUCCCCGCCCCCCUCCCCGCCAUUAAAUUUGGGGCCCUUGCUUUGAGCCAAAUUGGGAUGCUGCCGUUGUUUUUUUGGGGGGGGCUUUCCUGUUUGUGUCAAUCAAACGAUGAAUCAGACGUGUGGAGGCGGCGCUGGCAGCCAGGUCUGGAUUUCAGCCGUGACAACUGGGAACUGGGGCAGAAGAAUAAAGUCAGUUUUAUAUGGAAAACAUCCCAGCUGUAAAUGUGCAUCGUCCUUUUCAGGUUCUCCAGGGAUGACAGGAGAUCAGGGGUGUCAAAACGCUGGUUUUUAGUUCAGGGGCCACAUACAGGAACACCAAGGGCAUGGAAUAAUGUACUGGAGACCCGGUCAGUGUCGAAACAGGACAGUAAAUUCAUCUUGAGAGGCUAAAAUAGUGAGAAACUAACUUUCAAGUUGUCUUUAUGCAGAUGAUGAAAUGUUUAUAUAUUUGAAAAAACCCCCAAAACAAGUACACAACCAAGUAUGAUUCCAUUUGUCAUGCUCACAAUGCAGUGAAAUGUUAAUGUUUUUCCCAAACUCCCCCUGACAGCAUGGAUUAAGGCUAAUGCUAGUUAGCUAUCUUUCCCAGCAUCACAGGACUGAUAUCUCAGUGUGUCUGUUUCUAUUCAGAAAAUUGUCACACACAAAAAAAAUCUAUCCUUCUUGAAAAAUCUUACAAUUUGCUUGGAGUCUUGGCUCAUUUUGGCCCACGAGCCUCAUGUUUGACAACCCCUGCCAUAGCGAUGUGACUGAGAGGCGUGGUCGGAAUGGGACCUGUGCUCUUCUCUGUGCAGAAUCUCCGAUGCGGUGAUUCUGUGAUAUACUGCACAACAAUCCUCUGUGACACAAAUUGGCUCAAAAGCUUGUCUCUUCAUUCCCACUUUAUAAACUCUCAGGGUCAAGGAUUGGUGUUGUGAUAUAUCACCGUCCCAUCCCUGCCGUGCAGGACCGCUCCGCCUGGACGCUGUCCCCCCCGCCCCUCACCUCCCGGUGUUUCUGAAUGAAUCGUCCCCUGAAGACGGAGCGGCGUCCACAGCAGCCGGACGCUGCCCGGAGCGCAUCAGCCAGGCUCUUUAAUUCUGAACGCUGCAUUUGUGGGAUGAGCCGCAUGCCGAUAGCUUUUCCCCGCUGGCGCUUCCCCUGCUCCCGAGCUCCCGCCCCCCCCUGCAGGUGCAGACGCUCAGAUCUGGACCUUGUGGACGGAGUCGGAGUGAGACGGAUGGUUUUGUCCUCAGCAGAUCUGACGGUUUGUGCUGGACGAGGAACGUCUGAAGCCAGGACUCAGAUUCACAUCCCAGCCUCUCUCUGAGUCAGCGUCUUCCACAGACCCGUCCUCUGUCCCCAGCAGCCCCGCUGCUCAUCCCACAAAUGCAUGUUCCACUUCCCUACAGGGACAUGUCGACAAUAAAAUGUUCUCACUUUCCGUCUAUAAAAACUACUUGGUACAAAAAGAAGAGAACGGAUGGAUUGAGAGUGAUUUUUGCCUGCUUUCCUGCGGAGCCAUUAGAGAGAACCGAGCAGUGAAUCCCAGCAGGGCCAGAGUUUAGCCAGGCGUGUUCGCUGCAGUUUAAUCACAGCAUUUAAAGGAACACUCUGACCAUUUUGGACCCACGCCCUUUCCCCAUCAUUGACAAAGUCAGACAAGCUCAAACAUACCUUUUUUGUGUCUGUGCGUCCAGUGGCCGGCUCCCAGCUGUUAGCAUUGUAGUUAGCUUAGCUCAAUUGCUGGAGGUGAAGAGGAGACAGAGCCGGACUGACGAAAGUGGACAAAAUCCUCC